Gavialis gangeticus (Gharial) is the source of this 9271-nucleotide messenger RNA. It is a transcript of the gene KDM5A, whose product is annotated as lysine demethylase 5A. The record is from RefSeq and is a predicted model, not a curated record. Gene Ontology annotation, cellular component: nucleus. NCBI's taxonomy places the organism in Eukaryota, Metazoa, Chordata, Crocodylia, Gavialidae. Bases 21 to 5102 code for a protein of 1693 amino acids. The transcript has 28 exons. Gene Ontology annotation, molecular function: DNA binding; histone demethylase activity. Gene Ontology annotation, biological process: chromatin remodeling.
CUCAGCCCCUCGGCGCCGCCAUGUCGGGGGGCGGCGGCGGCGGCAGCGGGUCGCGCUACGCGGCGGAGUUCGUGCCGCCGCCCGAGUGUCCCGUCUUCGAGCCCAGCUGGGAGGAGUUCGGCGACCCCCUCGGCUUCAUCGGCCGCAUCCGCGGCCUGGCGGAGAAGACCGGCAUCUGCAAGAUCCGGCCCCCCAAGGACUGGCAGCCUCCAUUUGCAUGUGAAGUACAGAGUUUUCGUUUCACCCCACGAAUCCAGCGCUUGAAUGAACUGGAGGCAAUGACCAGAGUGAAGCUGGACUUCUUGGAUCAAUUAGCAAAAUUUUGGGAACUUCAAGGAUCCAAUUUAAAAAUACCUGUGGUGGAGAGAAAAAUCUUGGAUCUGUAUGGUUUGAGCAAAAUUGUUGCCAGCAAAGGAGGCUUUGAUGUGGUCACUAAAGAAAAGAAGUGGUCCAAAGUGGCUAGUCGGCUGGGAUACCUGCCAGGAAAAGGCACUGGAUCACUACUAAAGUCUCACUAUGAACGGAUCUUGUACCCUUAUGAGCUCUUCCAGUCUGGGGUCAGCCUUAUGGGUAUCCAAAAGCCAAACUUGGACCUUAAGGAAAAAGUGGAAGCUGAGGACCUCAGCUCUGAUGCCCAGGCUUCCCCAAAGCAGGGUACAAGAAUGAAUGUUGCGCUGAAGAGAACCAGACGCGUCAAGUCCCAGACAGAGACGGGGGAAAUGAGUAGAAAUACUGAACUGAAGAAGCUGCAGAUCUUUGGAGCUGGACCCAAGAUGAUGGGAUUGGCAUUGGGAUCAAAAGAUAAGGAAGAUGAGGUGACUCGAAGACGCAAAGGCACCAGGUCAGAAGCCUUUGGUAUGCAGAUGAGGCAACGCAAAGGGACACUCUCUGUCAACUUUGUUGAUCUAUACGUUUGCUUGUUUUGUGGCCGAGGAAACAAUGAGGACAGACUGCUACUCUGUGAUGGUUGUGAUGACAGCUACCACACAUUCUGCCUGAUUCCCCCUUUGCCUGAUGUGCCCAAAGGUGAUUGGAGGUGCCCAAAGUGUGUUGCUGAGGAAUGUAACAAGCCACGUGAGGCCUUUGGAUUCGAGCAAGCUGUGAGGGAGUACACUCUCCAGAGUUUUGGUGAAAUGGCAGAUAAUUUCAAGUCUGAUUACUUCAAUAUGCCAGUCCAUAUGGUUCCUACUGAGCUGGUAGAGAAGGAGUUCUGGCGACUGGUGAGCAGCAUUGAGGAGGAUGUCAUUGUGGAAUAUGGAGCUGAUAUCUCAUCCAAGGACUUUGGGAGUGGUUUUCCUGUAAAGGAUGGCAGGCGAAAGCUGAUGCCAGAGGAGGAGGAGUAUGCACUUUCUGGUUGGAACCUAAAUAACAUGCCCAUUCUGGAACAGUCAGUCCUUGCUCACAUCAAUGCAGAUAUCUCUGGCAUGAAGGUGCCUUGGCUUUACGUAGGGAUGUGUUUCUCAUCAUUUUGCUGGCACAUUGAGGAUCACUGGAGCUAUUCCAUCAAUUACCUGCACUGGGGAGAGCCAAAGACGUGGUAUGGAGUGCCCUCUCACGCAGCAGAACAACUAGAGGAGGUGAUGAAAGAGUUGGCCCCUGAGCUCUUUGAAUCUCAGCCUGAUCUCCUGCAUCAGCUGGUCACCAUCAUGAACCCCAAUGUGCUAAUGGAGCAUGGUGUGCCUGUGUACAGAACCAAUCAGUGUGCUGGCGAGUUUGUUGUGACAUUUCCUCGUGCCUAUCACUCCGGAUUUAACCAGGGUUACAACUUCGCUGAGGCUGUGAACUUCUGCACUGCUGACUGGCUUCCCAUUGGGCGUCAGUGUGUGAACCAUUAUCGACGGCUAAGGCGUCACUGCGUUUUCUCCCAUGAGGAGCUGAUCUUCAAGAUGGCAGCGGAUCCAGAGUGUUUGGAUGUGGGACUUGCUGCCAUGGUUUGCAAAGAAAUGACUUUGUUGAUAGAGGAGGAGACACGCCUGAGGGAAUCUGUUGUACAGAUGGGAGUGUUGAUGUCAGAAGAGGAGGUAUUUGAACUGGUUCCAGAUGAUGAACGUCAGUGUACAGCCUGCAGAACUACAUGCUUCCUUUCCGCUCUUACUUGCUCUUGUAAUCCUGAGAGGCUUGUGUGCCUGUACCAUCCCACAGACUUGUGUCCCUGUCCUAUGCAGAAGAAGUGUCUAAGGUACCGUUACCCAUUAGAGGACCUUCCUUCUUUGCUGUAUGGAGUAAAAGUUAGAGCACAGUCCUAUGACACUUGGGUCAGUAGAGUUACAGAGGCUCUGUCUGCCAACCUCAACCACAAGAAAGAUGUGAUUGAGCUGAGAGUGAUGUUGGAAGAUGCUGAAGACAGGAAGUAUCCAGAGAAUGAUCUGUUCCGUAGGCUCAGAGAUGCUGUGAAAGAGGCAGAGACCUGUGCUUCAGUGGCUCAGCUACUUCUAAGCAAAAAACAAAAACACAGCAGACUGAGCCAGGAUAGUGGGAGGACUCGGACCAAGCUGACUAUGGAAGAACUGAAAGCAUUUGUUCAACAGCUAUUCAGCCUACCCUGUGUUAUCAGCCAAGCCCGACAAGUAAAGAACCUGCUGGAUGAUGUGGAGGAGUUUCAUGAGCGUGCUCAAGAGGCCAUGAUGGAUGAGGUCCCAGACUCUUCCAAGCUGCAAAUGUUGAUAGAUAUGGGUUCUGGCCUCUAUGUGGAACUUCCUGAACUGCCGCGGCUGAAGCAAGAACUGCAGCAGGCACGUUGGCUGGAUGAGGUGAGGUCCACCCUUUCAGACCCCUUGAGGGUCACCCUGGAUGUGAUGAAGAAGCUGAUUGACUCAGGUGUUGGGCUGGCACCGCAUCAUGCUGUAGAAAAGGCCAUGGCUGAGCUGCAGGAGCUGCUUACUGUCUCUGAGAGGUGGGAGGAGAAGGCCAAAGUCUGUCUACAGGCAAGACCACGUCAAAGCAUGAUGGCUCUGGAGGGCAUCGUGAACGAAGCAAAGAACAUCCCAGCUUACCUGCCUAAUGUACUGACACUGAAAGAAGCCUUGCAUCGGGCUAGAGACUGGACAGCCAAAGUGGAGGCCAUUCAGAAUGGUAGCAAUUACGCUUAUCUGGAGCAACUGGAAAGCUUGUCUGCAAAAGGCCGCCCAAUACCGGUACGUCUUGAGGCACUGCCACAGCUGGAGUCUCAGGUAGCAGCAGCACGUGCCUGGAGAGAGCGCACAGGAAGGACUUUCUUGAAGAAGAACUCAAGCUACACUUUGUUACAGGUUUUGAGUCCCCGGACUGAUAUUGGAGUUUAUGGAAGCAGUAAGAAUAGACGGAAAAGGGUAAAAGAGUUAAUGGAGAAGGAAAAAGAGAAAGAUCUUGACUUAGAAUCUCUGAGUGAACUGGAGGAUGGGCUUGAGGAAGCUAGGGACACUGCAACUGUGGUGGCUAUAUUCAGGGAGCGGGAGCAGAAGGAGAUUGAAGCCAUGCAUGCCCUCAGGGCAGCUAACCUAGCUAAGAUGACCAUGGUGGAUCGUAUUGAAGAAGUGAAGUUCUGCAUCUGUCGAAAAACAGCUAGUGGGUUCAUGCUGCAAUGUGAGCUCUGCAAGGAUUGGUUUCACAGUGGCUGUGUGCCACUCCCCAAAACCAGUUCCCAAAAGAAGGGCUCCAGUUGGCAGGCCAAAGAAGUCAAGUUCCUGUGCCCACUCUGCAUGCGUUCUCGAAGACCCCGGCUUGAGACCAUCCUGUCUCUGCUGGUGUCCCUGCAGAAGCUUCCUGUACGGUUGCCAGAGGGGGAGGCACUGCAGUGCCUGACAGAACGUGCCAUGGGCUGGCAGGACCGAGCACGGCAGGCUCUGGCUACUGAUGAACUGUCUUCUGCUUUGGCCAAGCUUUCUGUGCUCAGCCAGCGUAUGGUGGAGCAGGCAGCACGGGAGAAAACAGAGAAAAUAAUCAGUGCAGAGCUACAGAAAGCAGCAGCUAAUCCUGACCUACAGGGCCACUUAACUAGUUUCCAACAAUCUGCUUUUAACCGAGUGAUAGGGAGUGUUUCCUCAUCUCCACGACAGACCCUGGAUUAUGAUGAUGAAGAGACAGAUUCUGAUGAAGACAUCAGGGAGACUUAUGGCUAUGACAUAAAGGACAAUGUCAGUGUGAAAUCUUCCAGCAGCCUGGAACCUAACCUCUUCUGUGAUGAGGAGAUCCCCAUCAAGUCAGAGGAAGUGGUGACACACAUGUGGACGGCUCCCUCUUUCUGCGCUGAACAUGCAUAUUCAUCUGCUUCUAAAAGCUGUUCACAAGGUUCUAGCACCCCAAGAAAGCAGCCCCGGAAGAGCCCUCUGGUACCUCGCAGUUUGGAACCCCCUGUACUGGAGUUGUCACCUGGAGCUAAGUCCCAGUUAGAGGAUCUGAUGAUGGUAGGAGAUCUCCUAGAAGUAUCGCUGGAUGAGACCCAGCACAUCUGGCGGAUUUUACAGGCCACGCAUCCACCUUCAGAGGACAGAUUUCUUCAUGUCAUGGAGGAUGACAGCCUGGAUGAGAAGCCAUUAAAAAUGAGAGGGAGAGAUUCUUCUGAGAGGAAACGAAAACGAAAGCUGGAAAAGGCAGAGCAGUUCUUUGGAGAAGUAAAGCAGAAAUCUAAAGAGUUGAAGAAACUGGAGAAGCCCAAAAAGAAGAAACUAAAAUUAACCAUGGACAAGACAAAGGAGUUGAACAAGUUGGCAAAGAAACUAGCCAAGGAAGAGGAGCGGAAGAAGAAAAGAGAGAAGGCAGCUGCAGCAAAAGUAGAGCUAGUAAAGGAGAGCACAGAGAAGAAGAGAGAGAAGAAGGUACUAGAUAUUCCUUCUAAAUAUGACUGGUCAGGAGCUGAAGAGUCUGAUGAUGAGAAUGCUGUGUGCGCUGCCCAGAACUGCCAAAGACCCUGCAAGGACAAGGUAGACUGGGUACAGUGCGAUGGUGGCUGUGACGAGUGGUUUCAUCAAGUGUGUGUUGGCGUCUCUCCGGAAAUGGCUGAGAAUGAAGAUUACAUCUGUAUAAACUGUGCAAAGAAACCAAUGCAGGGGCCAAGUCGCCCAGUACAUGUAUCACCACCCCCUUUCUUACUGAGACUCGAGGAGGACCUCAAGGGGACUAGUUAGCAGCUAGUUGGUCUCUGGGAUUUGUUGGGAACUGGACCACUGAGACCCUACUGAAAGUGGGUGGUUUGAAGCUAAUGUAGCCACUGAGCCUCACUUCCAAGGAUGUACAGCCCUGCAGCAGAAAUGGUCCCUUCCUAAUAGCUGGCUUCCCCUGUACAAUGGUGAUGUCAGAGGCACAGUGGUACCAACUCAUCUAUGCAGACACCACCUUGUUGCACGUUCCAGCCAAUGUUUUAACUCAAGUGUUUGCAGCUGUGAUUGUGGUGGCUGCCCUCAGAGACUGAACAAACAUGUGGCUGUUGGAUGGGACACUUUGGUGUGUUAGCAGUGCAUUUAGGAAGUGGGGUUGGCCUGGAAUUGGUGGGCAGUGGCUAGAGCUUUCAGCCCUACCAGAUAUCUCCAUGGGGGCAUAUUAUCCAUGCAGAGCUUUUGGAAGUUACCUUAAGCCAGGUGGCCUCUCAUGUUAGCUGAGCCAAGAGGGCAGUGUAUGGGGAUAAUGAACCUGCCUCCAUGCCAGGGCAGCUCACACUAAACUGUGGGAAUGGGAGUGGGUGGAUCAAUUUGUUAGUUUCUCUUUUGUAGCUAGAAGGCAAAGGAGCUCAAGGUCUCAGAUAUCAGCACUGGUUCUGUUUACCAAAAAGAAACCUAACCCUACUCCACUAAAUAUAUUCUUUUUUUUCCUGAGGGGCACAGUCAAUCUUCCUGUCCUGAGCAUGGUCACAAAGCAUCAGUUAAGACAUCUAGCCAUGCCUGAGCUUGGAAAUCAGAGCGCUUCCCCAUUAAAGGAGUUGCUUCUCCUCUUCUAGGCUUCAUUGGUGUCCUGUGCCCCUGUAUGUUACAGUUGUCUGACACAGGAUGAAGCUGGUGAAGAGGUGCAGUAACAUAGGAUCCAGCUUCUGUGAUCUGUACCCAGGGAUGGGGAAGAAAGUGGACAACCCACUUACCUCACAGGUUACACUGAUGUACUUCUGUGAGAACUUCCAUUCACAAGUAUUUCCAGUAUCACUAGGCUACAGACAUGGCCUUGAGUGAUAUCAGCAAGCAGUCUGCAGAUACUGUCCAGAGCACAGAUCCUGUCCCUGCUGGCUUUGCUGGAUGCCAGCCUACAAUCAGCAGUAGUUCCUGUUUGAAGUUGUCCCUGGCUUUGCCAGGGGAUAGAAGGCUUGGGUUAAUCCUGGGUGACAAUUGUUUUAGUAAAUCCAUUUUUAAAAGAGGACUUGUUUUUACUUUUUUCUAAAUGUCUCAGACUACUGACUUGUUCUAUAAAUAGAUUAUUUUUCUUUGAUUUUUUUAUACUUACCACUGUUACCAGCAGCACAGAGACAGAAGUUCACAAAGGAAAAACCUGCCCAUGGGCUUGGGUUUUUUUUACUCCAUUCCUUCCUUGUAGUACAAGGAAUUAGCAGUUACCUUCCGCAUCCUAGCCAGACCAGCUGCCUGUGUUUAAAUAGGUAAAUACAUUUCAUGUGCUACCUUCGUGUUUGGGUUUGUUCAUGUUAGUGGGGCACCUGGGUCCUUGCUGACGCUAGUCUUUGCUGGCUUUAUGUAUGUGAAUGUCUGAAGCCGGCCACUGUGCCGUCUCGCCCCUUUUCCUAUUGUGUUUCCAUUCUUUUGCAGUUCUAGGAGUGUUGUAAGUAGUGUCCAGUCUUACUAGAAGCUGGGCUGGGAUUUAAAAAAAUAUUGACGAAAAUGAGUGUUCUGUCUUGACUCUUCCUUGUCCCUUUUCUUGAACUCUAAUAUUAAAGAGGGUUUUUCAGCUGACUCAGAUACCAGACAACAUUUUCCAGCCAAAAACUGUAACUAGAAAGUCCAACUUGGCAUACUUCCUUUACGUUAGUUUCCCCACAUUGUUUGUCUGUGCCCAACACCUGGGAAGCGAUGAUUAACAUGCUUUAAAGGAAGAGACCUGUACCGUUAGCCACAGGAAAAGAGGCUUAGGCACCAGUGGAGAAGGUAGAAUGUCAGGAGGCUUGACUAUCUACCCAGGAGUGAGAAAUUGACUUACAGUGGUAAGCCAUAAUUUCAGCUGCUUGCAGAUUUAGUUCAGUAACUAUAUCCAGUAGAUGAAAUUGUUGCCUGGGAGUAAUGUUGACAGAGCAUCUUAUUCCCAUUUAUAUACAUAUAUAGCAAUCUUCCAUGCAACUGGGCACUCGCUGUUAUUUGUUUCAAAUUUAUAAAUAUCCGUCUUAGCAUACCUUUGAUUUUGAUAAACCAGUAAGAAAGUCUUACCUUCUUUUACAUGUCAAAGGUUAAUAUAUUCUGCCUUUUCUUAUUGGAGGCUGUGUUUAGUCUUCUCCUGUGGAGGAGACAGAGGACCCACUGGCUUCAGAGGUGAAUGCUCCUGUAAGAAAUCUGAAGAAUGCAAAAGACUGGAAUUCUUUCAUAACUCCUAAAAUACAUAACUUAGUGAGGGGAAAAACAGGAUUUGAAUUUCCUCUUAAUUCAGUAAUUUGAACAGGCUUUGGCUUUGUGGAGGCAGUUCUCUACACACUUUCCUUGUGAAGAGAACCCAUAAGGAAAUUGUUAACAAAUAAUAAAUGUCCACAGUUCCCUGAAUCGAGGUGAGAAUCCUGGUGCCUUCCAAAGUGUGCAGGGAGCAUCGAGGAAAAAGCUUCCAGCUAAAGAUGCACUAUUCAGUCACUCUUAACUAUUCCUUACAAAGGGAGAGAACUGGAAACAGCUAAAAGGUGUGGGCAGGUAUUGAAAUUGGACUAUUUGAAUCAAUCAUCUUCAUGUUACCACUUUGAAAGGCUGGUAUACUUUUUACUUUCUGAGAAGCCUUGCUGACUUUGUUUACUGAUGUGCAGUUUCAUUUCAAGUAAGCUUUUUCAAAAACAAUAUAGAGGCCCAUAACUAAUUUUACAUCUUAAUGUGUUCUCUUUGUUUAAAAAAUAAAACAUAACCCCUCUCAAAAGGUGACUGAUAGUUUAAGAUUCCCACAAUCCUGAUUUAAAUAUUAAUACUUUUGGAAAGCUUACGGAAAAAGCAGCAAUGAUAAAAUGCUAUUAAAAAACACAGAUCCUUAGUUGCUUAACAGCAAAACUAAAACAAAUGAAGCAAAACAUAUCUUCUUAAACUUCCAAAAUGUUUCAGAUGUGGUGAAUCUCACCUGUAAUAACAAGUCUUAUACAUUAUGUGCAAAAUAUAUCAUCUGCUGUAUCCACAUUUCUCAAUAAUCCCAUAUUGCACUCUGCAAAAGAAGAUAAUCAUAAUUUGUGGAGUUCAUCUUCAUGAGACACUCUUUUUCAUAAAACCUGAGAGAAACAUCCAGUGCCUAGCUACCAGAUGGAAGACACUCCCAGAGAGCUUAGCAGGUAUUCAAAAAGCAUUAGUAUUAAUGUGGUUAAUGAAAGUACCUACUGCUAGCUAAAUGGGUAUACACGUUGGAUGUAUACACUUAGGUUUCAUCUGGAACUCUAAAACCUCAUGCUUCAUAGCACAAAUUAACUUAGCAGUUUGGAAGUUCUGUGCAAAGGUUAUUCCAUAAUUCCCACCAGAAAUUUUUGCACUUUUCUUUAUACAGGCUUCAGUGAUGGGGAAUUGCUUUCCCCAUUGCUGAAUUAUAGCCACAUGUAGGCUCCCAUAGCAGCUGUUUGAUAGCUUAUGACAAGACUGCACAGCUGUUCAGGUCAAAAAGUCAAGAAUACAGUAUCCUAUUGAUACUCAACUGAUUUUUAGGAUUUUUGUAUGAAGUUACUAGAAUCUUUUAAGACUACUGGGUUAAUUUAUGGGCAAUGGGUUUGGGUGAUAAAAACCAACACUGGUCAGCAUUUUUGUUGCAGAUCUCAUUCAAAAGAUGAUGCUUUCUCACUCUGCUCAUUUAGUUUUGUUAACUAUAAAGGAAUAAUUGCUAUCUGCUAAAUUCACAAACAGUUUUUUUGCAGCAGUUUUUCCGUGUACAGCCUCAGCGUGAUUGUUUAGAAAGGCCAAGUCAACAGUAAAAUAUGUAAUAGCUUUACCUAUUAUAACCAUUUUAGAUAGGUAAACUGAUGGAGAAUGAACUAGAAAAUGUCCAGACCCUUCUUCAUAUGCACAGUAAGUAGUUACUAGGCAGCUUUCUGCCCUUUGCCCUGUAUAAUAGAACCAGCCUUCCAAGAUAAAUGCCAGUUGUGGCUAGGCUAGAGCCAUCUCUCUUGUCAGCAGGUGAGUUCUUCAAGGUUACUAGUAAA